Messenger RNA from Nicotiana tabacum (common tobacco), 1325 nucleotides. Its product is annotated as putative ADP-ribosylation factor GTPase-activating protein AGD15. NCBI's taxonomy places the organism in Eukaryota, Viridiplantae, Streptophyta, Magnoliopsida, Solanales, Solanaceae. The record is from RefSeq and is a predicted model, not a curated record. Gene Ontology annotation, molecular function: GTPase activator activity.
UGCUUUCCUUUGAACGUUUGAAGAGGUUUUCCCCAUUCCACGAUCGAAAACCAUUCAGAAAAAAAGAGAAUACAAUACACAUUACACCCACCACCUCAUCCCCAAUCCCAGAGAGGGAGAUCGUUUUCUCUCUCUCUUCUGCGUUUAUCAGCUUAGCCCUUGUUGUUCUGUUUUGGAUUUUGGAACCAAAUAGCAGCCAUGAACGACAAGGCUUCCGUUUCCAAGGAGCUUAAUGCCAAACAUGCAAAGAUAUUGGAGGGCCUUCUUAAGCUUCCAGAAAAUAGGGAAUGUGCAGAUUGUCGGGGAAGGGCCCCAAGGUGGGCGAGCAUCAACCUUGGGAUAUUCAUCUGCCUGCAAUGUUCAGGAAUUCAUCGGAGUCUUGGGGUGCAUAUCUCAAAGGUAAGGUCGACAACUUUGGAUACUUGGCUGCCGGAGCAGGUUGCUUUCAUGCAAUGUGUAGGUAAUGAGAAGUCGAACAAUUAUUGGGAGGCAGAUCUACCAGCAAGCACAGAUAGAAGCAACAUUGCGAAAUUUAUUCGGACCAAGUAUCAGGAGAAAAAAUGGGCUUCUAGAUAUGCCUCUCAACCAGCCCCAUCUAAUAUGGUUGCUGAAACAAGCGAAGUUGGAGCAACAGCUGAUAUUCCAAGGAAAGCAAGAAAAUAUUCCUUGGAGGAAGAAGUUUUUAAUGAACAACCGCCACAAGUUCCUUCAACUACAAGAUCUCGUGGGGUUUCUUUGGACACGAUGGAUGAAAUUCUUAAUUUACCUCCAAAAAACAGUCUCAUCAGUAACCCGUCUGUGAAGAAAAAGGAUGAUACAAAGGAUCUCUUCACUUUGCUCUAUGCCUCAGAGGCAAAACAAGAUCGUACUAUUGUGCCUCCAUCUCGCUGGGCAACCUUUGAGUGAGCUGAUGAGACCAAGAGAAGAACCAGUUGGGAAUAUAUUCUAGCACUUUUUUGCAUUGGAUUACAGUUUAUGGAUGAUAAGUCAAGAAAAAAAGCUGCACUUCAACACGUAAGCACAUGUGUUGCGUAUUUUAUUUUGUUGUCUCAUUCAACCGGCACUGGUGAAGAUAAAAGAGUUGAUGUUUCUUGUGUAACUAGAUGGCUCACCGAGUGCUUUGCGAGAUACAAUUUCCAUUUGGUGCCCAUUCAUGAAUCAGAAUUUCAUUCUUUUGUAUUGAAUUCCAUUCCUUCCUCUAAACCUAGUUCCUAUUAAAAUUUACACCCAAGCUUGAAGGUGGCCUCUUGUAUAUUUAAUGCGCUCAUGUAAUUGAAUCCAGUUUGACAUACAUUAAUAAUAACUUUAGGCAAGUACCGUUCUAA